CUUAUCGAAAUUACGUCACUUCCGUGUUUUCUUCACGAAAGUUGUCAUGAAAGAGAAGGUUAGGGAAGCGAACAAGAGUGUCUCUUCUUGAUGAGGAAUCUUGCAUCUGUUGGGCAAUUCUGAAGAGUAAUUUACCAUUGGAAUAUAAAAACAUAAUAUUCCAGUAUGUAUGGGCACUUCAAAGCAGAUCAGACCAGUGGAUCAAACUCUCCUCGUGGUGAAGCUCCAGUGUUGAAAUGUGAUGAGGCUGCUGCAGUGGCAAUCCUACAACAUCUCAACAAAGAAGAACUCCAGAAUCUUCUGGAGAAUGAUGACAAACUUCAGGACCUUAUUUCUGAUCUUCCUCAGGUGAGGAACAUCAAGACGGAGAGAGAGAUGUUGAUGGCCCAGAACAAAAGUGCCGCAGAUUACAACAUUUCUUUGAUGCCCAAAAUGGAGUCACAUAAGACAAAACUUGCUACCGACUACGAAGAUGCUAAUCGCCUCAAAACUGCUCUAGCUAUGGACAAGUCUAAACUAGAUGUUAUGCGGGGAGAACAGUCUUUAGACACUGUUAGUGUGUUAUUACAGACAGCUGCAGCAAAGACAGAGGAGGAGGCAGAGGAAAUAUCUGACCAAUUUUUCGACCGAAAAAUGGAUGUUGAGAUAUUCUUGGAGCAAUACUUAAGCAAAAGGACUCUUUCACAUCUGCAACUAGUGAAGUCGCAGAAGCUUACUGAACUCAUGCGUGCUCAACCCAGUCCAGCCACACACAGCAAUCAACAAUCAAGCUACACCUGGGGGGCUGGACCGCGUGGGGGUACCUACCCGGCCCCACCACCUGUAGCCCAGCCCAGUGGUGCACUGCCCUACCCUAGUGGACCUUCGUACCAAUCAGGCGGAUCUUUUCAAAUGCCCCAUAGUGGGUAUUACAAUCAUAGGUGAUUGGGAAAUACUCAUUAAAUAUUAACCUGUCUAAAUUAGACCUAUUUUAUUGUGAAUUGUUCAAUUGUGAUUAAUGGAAUAUGUUGGAAAUGACCUGUACUUUGUGCUUUGUGAAAAGUGAAUUAAAACUAGCAGGGACAUGAAUUAUUUUGUUCUAAUAUAUUUUAAUUGUGUGGUAAGUACUAUGUCUAGAAGUGUAUUUAUAUGCAAAGCUCUCUUGGAAGAACAACAUACAUUUUUACUUCACUCGUCAAAUUGAAUUUUGUCUUCAUUUCUUGAGAACAUUUUAAUGACUAGUGUGUUUCUUAAAAUAUUCUUUACAUAGCUUGAAUUGUCCAAAAUUAUUGAUAGCUUGUUAUUCAUUAAUGUAUCUAACUGAUAUUAGUUAAUCUACAAGAAAAGAGUUUCUGUUGAAGUAUCCUAACUUUACAAAACGGUAGAUGAACAACCAUUCUACAAAGUUUUAAAACCAUUUUAGGUCACUUGAGGUGAAGACUAGCCUCAAGUGACCCAUUCUAAUUGCCUUUUGUCCAUCGUCGGGUGUCUAUAAACUCUUUACAUUUUCUACUUCCUCUCAGUAACCUUUGACCCAAUUUCAAUGAAUUCGAAGGUCAAGAAGAAUGUGUAUUAUAUAGUCCCCAACCAUCCUGGGGGCUGAGAGCAGGGGUCGAAAGGGGUCAAAUUGAUUGAAAUUUCAAAAAUCUUCUUAAGACCCAGAUAUGGUAGAAUUCAAUACUCUUCAUAAAUGGAAGAGUUCGCAUGAACCUCUAGGAAAGGGGUAAAAUUUACUAUAGUUUAUAAAAUAAAGGGAAACCACAUAUUUGAGCAUUUUCGUUGAUUUUUGAUUGGAAAUGAUUCAAACUUGGUUUAUCAGUACAGGAUAUCAGUUUAAUGGUAUGUACAUAUUGGCUCUGGCUGACCCCAGGGGGCCGAUAGACAUGCAGGGCUAAAACCAAUCAACUUGACUGAAAAUGUAACUCAGGUGACCGUUAAGGCCCAUGGGCCUCUUGUUUUAUUAAUUUAUUGUGUUGAUAGUAUGUCAGAAAGGCCUAUCGUCACUGGUUCUGUUUUAAACAUGAGAAUUAUGAUAUUACAUUGACAGCUACAUUUAGUAUGAUGUCACAUGUCACAUUAUUUAUAUACGUAAUCCAGCAGAAUAUUUCCUAUAUCUCGUACCCAUGUGUGUAAGUUAAUGAUGUGAUGAUACUUUAAAUGCUAUUUUAAAACAUGUGAUUACCAUUAUAUUGUACAGAAAUUACUGAUACUGUCUUUAUAUUUUAUUUCUAGAAAUAUUUCUAAGAGAUUUUAGAAAUGUGUUCUGCAUAUAAGAUGAUUUUAGGUAUAUAACCAGUGGGAGUGAUCGUUAACAAAGCCAAUUAACUAUCAGUAGUGUGAAGCUUGUUGGAAACCAUUUUGUUCAGCAAUAUAAUAAAUUAGAAAUGAACAGAAAAAUUAAACCUACACAUCAGAGUGUACAGUCAAACUUCUAUGUAAGUGGACAUACAUGUAUAAUGUUUGGAGACUACUAUGUCGGAAGAUUUAGAAGUCUGGUCAACUAAUUUAGCCAAGUAUGUGGCGAUAAUGGUUCAGAGAGACUUUUUAGAUAUCCUAGAGCGACCACACUUUGAUCUGACCUUGUAACAGAUUUAGCCAAAAGGGCAACUGAUUUUGGACUGUUUUAUCACUGUUAAGCUGUCUACUGGCCAUUUUGGGUAGUAAAAUGGUAAAAGUUUACCCAGUUCUAGAUCUUUCAAUUUGUUGUUACUUGCCAAGCUAUAUUUCUAGGAGACAUCUUAAUAAUAAAUCAUUUUAAAAUGCCACAUUUCACCAAGUUUUCCUUCAUCAUUUCCAUCUAGGUUGAUAACAUACGGAGCCUUAGUAAUUAUAUAUAGGCUUGUCAUUAAAAUCAUGCAACACAAAAAACGUGCCAUCAUGAUAUCCAUGAAGUUUUAUAUUGAGGGAGACCCAUAAUACAAUAGUAUAUCUUGUUACUAAUAUUAUGCUAUGUAUAUAUUCUAAUAUUAUGCUAUGUAUAUAUUGGGGGUCAAAUUGUUCAUUAAAUUCUCUCAGAAUAAUCAAAA
Molecule: messenger RNA, 3005 nt
Organism: Pecten maximus
Lineage: Eukaryota; Metazoa; Mollusca; Bivalvia; Pectinida; Pectinidae
Product: vacuolar protein sorting-associated protein 37D-like
Exons: 5
Coding region: 166-924 (252 amino acids)
Biological process (GO): protein targeting to membrane; protein targeting to vacuole; ubiquitin-dependent protein catabolic process via the multivesicular body sorting pathway
Cellular component (GO): ESCRT I complex
Source: RefSeq, a predicted model, not a curated record